This is a messenger RNA of Daucus carota subsp. sativus, 3786 nucleotides long. Its product is annotated as LRR receptor-like serine/threonine-protein kinase ERECTA. Gene Ontology annotation, molecular function: protein kinase activity; protein binding; ATP binding. Bases 325 to 3276 code for a protein of 983 amino acids. The record is from RefSeq and is a predicted model, not a curated record. Gene Ontology annotation, biological process: regulation of cell growth; protein phosphorylation; heat acclimation. The transcript is spliced from 27 exons. Lineage: Eukaryota; Viridiplantae; Streptophyta; Magnoliopsida; Apiales; Apiaceae.
UUAUAAAUACACCACAGAGAGAGAGGGAGAGAGAGAGAGAUUAAAGAGUACUGAGCUUUCUUGCAGGCCCUUCUUCUGCUACAUUGCCAGAACCAUCUUUUAACUUUUUCUUCUCAUAAUUCUCUCUCUCUCUCUCUCUCCCCCAGAGUACUACUUUCACCAUACUCUCUGCAAACCCAUAACAUUAGAUUCCUCAUCUCUCUCUUCCAGAGCAAAGAAAGAUGGUUUCAAAAUUAUAUGCAUAUAGAACAGAUAUCUAGUUGUGAUUCAUGAACCCUCAAAUGUGCAUUAAAGUUGAGUGUUUGCUCUAAAAAUCUCAUCUUUAUGUCAAUGGCAUCUUUGUUUCAGCUACUAUUUGUGCUUCUUACAUUUUGUUUGAGCUUCUGCUUGGUGGACUCUAAUGAUGGGGCAACAUUGUUGGAGAUAAAGAAGUCAUUUAGAGAUAAAGAUAAUGUGUUAUAUGACUGGACAGAUUCACCUUCUUCAGACUACUGUGUUUGGAGGGGAGUCACUUGUGACAAUGUCACCUUCAAUGUGGCUGCACUUAAUCUUUCUAGCUUGAAUCUUGGUGGAGAGAUUUCAACUUCUAUUGGAGAUCUUAAAGGCCUACUCUCUAUAGAUUUGAAGGGAAAUCUUCUCUCUGGUCAAAUACCUGAUGAGAUUGGGGAUUGUGUUGGUUUGAAGAGCUUGGAUUUGUCUUUUAAUGAAUUGAAUGGCGAUAUACCAUUUUCUAUAUCUAAGUUAAAGCAACUAGAAAACCUCAUUUUGAAGAACAAUCAAUUGAUUGGACCAAUCCCCUCAACGCUUUCGCAGAUUCCAAACCUUAAAAUAUUAGACCUCGCACAAAAUAAGCUUAGUGGGGAAAUACCACGACUUCUGUACUGGAAUGAAGUUUUACAAUAUCUAGGUCUGAGAGGCAACAACUUGGGUGGAUCACUAUCAGCUGAUAUGUGUCAGCUCACGGGCUUGUGGUAUUUUGAUGUCAGAAACAACAGUUUGUCUGGUGCAAUUCCUGCCAACAUAGGCAAUUGUACUGCCUUUCAAGUGUUGGACUUGUCUUACAACAAUCUAACAGGAAAAAUUCCUUUCAAUAUCGGGUUCUUGCAAAUAGCUACUUUAUCUUUGCAAGGAAAUCGAUUAUCUGGGGAAAUUCCAUAUGUGAUUGGCCUUAUGCAGGCACUUGCAGUUCUGGAUUUAAGCUGCAACAAUUUGACAGGAUCUAUUCCUCCCAUUUUAGGAAACUUGACGUACACAGAGAAAUUGUAUCUGCAUGGAAACAAAUUGUCUGGUGCUAUUCCCCCAGAGCUUGGAAAUAUGACAAAGCUCCACUAUCUGGAACUAAAUGAUAAUAAGCUCACUGGCCAUAUUCCACCAGCACUGGGACAGCUCACAAAUUUGUUUGACUUGAAUGUUGCCAAUAACAAUCUUGAUGGGCCUCUACCAGAUAAUCUCAGCUCUUGCACUAAUCUCAACAGCUUGAACGUCCAUGGGAACAAGCUUAGUGGAACAAUUCCUCCUUCAUUUCAAAGGCUUGAAAGCAUGACAUACUUGAAUCUUUCUUCCAACAAUCUCAAGGGUCCAAUUCCAAUUGAACUAUCCAAAAUUGGUAAUCUGGAUACACUGGAUCUCUCUAAUAAUAGGAUAACCGGUGCCAUUCCUUCACCAAUCGGUGACCUGGAACAUCUUCUAAAAUUGAAUCUAAGCAAAAACUAUUUAACCGGUGAUAUACCUGCAGAGUUUGGUAAUUUAAGAAGUGUCAUGGAGAUAGAUCUUUCACAUAACAAUCUUUCUGGUCCCAUUCCCGACGAACUGGCUCAGCUUCAGAAUAUCUUCAUGCUGAACGUGGAGAACAACAAGUUAUCUGGGGAUGUGUUGUCAUUAGCCAAUUGUCUCAGUCUUACUAAUUUGAAUGUUUCCUACAACAACCUAGCCGGGGAUAUUCCUAUUGGUAAUAACUUCUCGAGGUUCUCACCAGAGAGCUUCCUAGGGAAUCCAGGUCUUUGCGGCUCUUGGCUGAGGACUCCUUGUCAUGCGUCUCAGUCAGCCAGACGAGCAACGAUAUCUAAAGCAGCUAUUUUGGGGAUUGCUGUGGGUGCACUGCUGAUUCUGUUCAUGAUCUUAGUAGCAGCAUGCCGGCCACAAAAUCAAGCACCUUUCAUCAGUGGAUCACUUGACAAACCAGUUAAUUACUCAGCUCCAAAACUUGUGAUACUUAACAUGAACAUGGCCCUUCAUGUGUAUGAGGAUAUUAUGAGAAUGACGGAGAACCUGAGUGAGAAGUGUAUAAUUGGAUAUGGUGCAUCGAGCACCGUGUACAAAUGUGUCCUUAAGAAUUGCAGACCAGUGGCAGUAAAAAAACUGUAUACUCAUUGUCCACAGUACCUUAAGGAAUUCGAGACGGAGCUUGAGACUGUUGGGAGCAUCAAGCAUCGUAAUCUAGUCAGCCUCCAAGGAUAUUCACUGUCUCAAUCAGGAAACCUGCUUUUUUAUGACUACAUGGAAAACGGUAGCCUUUGGGAUCUCCUUCAUGGCCCUACCAAGAAAAAAAAGCUGGACUGGGACACCCGUCUUCGAAUAGCACUUGGUGCUGCCCAAGGCCUUGCAUAUCUUCAUCAUGAUUGCAGCCCUCGGAUUAUUCAUAGGGAUGUAAAGUCAUCGAACAUACUUCUGGACCAGGAUUUAGAGGCUCACCUCACGGACUUUGGUAUUGCCAAGAGUUUAUGCACAACCAAAUCUUACACCUCUACUUAUGUUUUGGGCACCAUUGGUUAUAUAGAUCCAGAGUAUGCUCGCACUUCGCGUCUUACUGAGAAAUCUGACGUUUAUAGCUAUGGGAUUGUGCUACUUGAGUUGCUAACGGGAAGAAAAGCAGUGGAUAAUGAAUGCAACCUCCAUCAUCUGAUUUUAUCCAAGACGGCAAACAAUACAGUAAUGGAUACUGUUGAUCCGGACAUAACAACUACAUGCAAGGAUCUCAACGACGUUAAAAAAGUGUUCCAGCUCGCCCUUCUCUGCAGCAAAAGGCAACCAACUGAUCGGCCAACAAUGCAUGAAGUGGUCCGCAUGCUCAGUAGCAUCUCAAUCGCUGCAGUAGUGCCAACAAAAGAAUCCACCCUAGUCCCCUCGCUCACAGAUCCAUCUGCCAAAGUCCCCUGCUACAAGGAUGAGUACGCAAAUCUCAAGGCCCCUCACUUGGUAAACUGCUCAUCCAUGAGCACCUCAGAUGCUCAGCUGUUCCUAAAAUUUGGAGAGGUGAUCUCUCAGAACAGUCACUAAACCAAAUCUCGCAAGGUAAUCAGUAUUAUUAAUGUACCUUGCUUAGGCUCUCAAGAUCAUCUCAAAAAAUACUGUAUAAAAAAUAUGUAAGUAAGUAGAACCAAUUAUUGCAGCCUGCAAGAAAUGGACAGAUUUAGUAUUGAAUCUGGAUCUGCAUGUACUAUGGUGCAUUAUAUGUCUGGUGUAGUUUAUGAAAAAGCAAGUAGUAGCUUUGGCACAAGGAUAUGGGACCUCUGCUCCUGUAUCUGGCACUGGCAUAUGGGGAGGUUUUAUGAAGUUGGGUGCACAUUUUGAGGUGGGAGCAAGCACUGAGCUUCUGCUCAGAAAUAAUGCACUUGUGGAGCCAUAACUUGCUCAUUAUAUACAACUCCUCUUCAAUCAUACUUACCAGUACUGUUUAUUAGACAGUUCCCCCUUCAUUGUUGUGGAAACCAUCUCUUGCUUAGAAUGUAAAUCUUCUUUACUCCCUAGUUUUGGUAAUUACAUAAAGGUUACUUUUUAUUUUCGGGG